UUUUGCUGAAAUUGAAAUUUCAUAGCGAGAGCAAAGAGGUUAUAUGUAACGUUUGCAGAAGAAAGUUAAAUGCCGAGUUAGAAUUUAAGUCAACAUGUCUGAAUACCGAUAACACAAUUAUUCCUUAUGUGGAUAGUGAAAAAAUGUUACAACUGGAUUUAAGACAAGUGUACAUGCAGGAAAAGAAAAGUGAAUUAGUUUCCAGUCAGAAAAUAUGUCGAUUGUGUAUGCUCCCAGUAGAAAGUGAGUUUAAGUGCAUACGUGAAGUGGAACUUGAAGCUAUUGAGAAGAUGGCUCCUGAAAUGUUAAUAGAUAUCAUCAGAGAUCCCGUCAUUUGUAAACCAUGCUUUGAUUCUCUGUGUACUCACAACAGUUUCCUUAAAGACUGCUUAGAGGUAGAAGAAAAAAUUAAAAGUAUUUUUGAUAGUUCAGUCACAGAAAGCCAAAUAGAUACGUCUCCUCUUGAUUUAUUUGUUAAAACUGAAAACCUGGACAAGGAAUUUGAAAUUAAGGAGAUGGAAAUGUCGAUCAAAGCUGAAAGUAUCGACAUAAAGUCGGAAGAUGAGGAAAGGAG
Messenger RNA from Anoplophora glabripennis (Asian longhorned beetle), 574 nucleotides. RefSeq lists its product as uncharacterized. Gene Ontology annotation, cellular component: nucleus. The annotation marks the transcript as partial. The transcript is spliced from 3 exons. NCBI's taxonomy places the organism in Eukaryota, Metazoa, Arthropoda, Insecta, Coleoptera, Cerambycidae. Gene Ontology annotation, molecular function: zinc ion binding. The record is from RefSeq and is a predicted model, not a curated record.